UCAAGAUUUUUUAUAAUGAGAUCUCCAUAGUGUGACUGCUCUUACAGUAGAAACCUUCAUAGCAUGACCAUUCUUACAGUACGGAGCCCCAUAGCCUGACUGCUUUUACAGAAGAGACCUCCAUAGUGUGACCACUCUUACCGCAGCGUUACAGUAGGGACCUUACAGUAGAGUUUCACAGUGUGACUUUUCUAACAGUAGAGAACCCUCCAUUUUUGGCGAUAUAAAGCCGUUCUGUCCUGUAGUUGUAGUGGUUACCGCCUGGUUAUGGUUAUAUUUACACUAUAGGGCAUAAUCCUUAGGUUGAUUUCUGUUCAUACUAUUGCUAUAGUUGCAUGUAGUGAUUGGGUCGACCCUGAGACGUCUUCUCUAUAAACACAAUAACCUUAAUUUGCGUUGUCUUUCUUUGCCCCACAGUCCGCCGUUUGCUAAAUUCCUGUGACCUCAGGAUCCAUGGUCAGAUGAUCUUGGCUUUGGCAAUGGCAAGAAUGUCCCCAGCUGCAGACUGCGAGGAUGGGAGAUGGAUCCUUUCACCCAGCCUGGAGAUGUUCUCAUUGCAGGGCUUUUCCUUGUCUACUCUGGAUAUGACUUUUCAACACCGAGCUUCCAUGACUGGCCUCAGCCUGUGUCCUGUAAGGGGUUCCACAUCCGUUAUUACAGGGAUGUUCUUGGCCUCAUAUUUGCAAUUAAUGAAAUUAACAAUUCUCCAGACCUUCUGCCUAACAUCACUCUUGGCUACAGCCUCCUCCACUCCUGCAUGUCUGAGCUGCGGGCCAUCGGAGGGUCACUGUCCAUGAUGUCUGGUGCUGGAAGUCCCAUCCCCCGUUAUGACUGUCAUAAGACAUCGGCAAUUGCCGGGAUUAUUGGAGAUAUGACCUCAUCUCUGUCACUUCCUACAGCUCAGAUCCUGGGAGUUCACUCUUACCCACAGAUCAGUCAUGGAGCCUCCACUGCAGUGUUGAGUAAUAAAGUGAACUUCCCAUCAUUCUUCCGCACAGUGGCCAGUAAUAUUUUCCAAAACCUGGCCCUCUCCCAGCUGAUUGGUCAGUUUGGUUGGACUUGGGUGGGGAUGUUGAUUGUAGAUAAUGACGUAGGAGAGCAGGGUGGACGAGUGAUAAGGGCCGAGAUAGAGAAAAGUGGAAGUUGUGUUGCUUUUUAUGAAAAGAUUCACCUCAGCUACUCUAAGAGACAAGUCCUAAGGGUGGUGGAUGUUAUAAGGGAAAGUUCUGUGAACAUCAUUAUCCUCCACAGCACUGAAGCCCACAUGAAAACUCUUCUUGAUACCAUGUACGAUGAGGGAGUGACUGGGAAGAUUUUCAUUUCCUCUGUAUCAUUUACAAUAACACCUGGACUUUUCUCCAAAAAAGCUUGGAAAGUCCUUAAUGGGACCAUUGGAUUAAUGCCUAUUACAGGUCAGAUGCCAGGAUUUGAGACUUUUCUUCAAAACUUACACCCUUCCUUAUACCGCACAUAUCCAUUUAUUAAACCAUUUUGGGAAACUGUUUUUAACUGCACUUGGACAAGUAGAGAAAUAAUACAAGACACAAGAGAUCCUGGAUCUCAACGGGCACUGUGUACACAAGCUGAAGAUCUUAAGGAGAUGAUACCUUCUUUAUUUGAGACAUAUGACCUCAGCUACACUUACCAUGCCUACCUGGCCGUAUAUGCCUAUGCUCAUGCCCUGCAUAAUUUACUCCAGUGCCCAUCAGGGAGAAACUACCAGCCAUGUGGCAGUGUCAGCAAAAUUCGACCAUGGAAGGUUCUUAAAUUUUUGAAGAAGACGCCAUUUCAUGCCCAGUCCGGAGACACUAUCACUUUUGAUGCCAAUGGAGACAUUUCUGCUUCAUAUGACAUUGUGACCAUCCAAAUCCUCAGCGGACAAUUCAAGCUUGUAACAGUGGGGUCAUUUCUUCCCAUGGAUGCAUCAGGUUACAAGAUACUCAUCAACAGCAGCCAGAUUCUUUGGAAUGAUAAGUUUUCCCAGGCCCCAGAGUCUGUGUGUAGUACCAGCUGCAUCCCUGGAUCCAGGAGAGUCCCCAGAAUAGGACAACCACUCUGCUGUUUUGACUGUGUGCCAUGCUCUGCCGGAGAGAUUUCUAAUAGCACAGAUGCCGUUGGGUGCUUGAAAUGCCCACAAGACCAGUGGUCAAAUGAAGAACGAAAUGGAUGUGUUCCAAAAAUAAUAGAAUUUUUGACAUAUCAAGAACCACUGGGACGUUUCCUGAUGUCAACAGCCUCUAUGUUUUCCUUUUUGGCUCUGUCCAUUUUACUGACUUUCAUUAGGUUCAAAGACACGCCAGUCAUCAAAGCGACCAACCGGGAGCUCAGCUACAUCUUGUUGGUGUCUCUCAUACUCUGCUUCCUCUGCUGUUUGGUCUUCAUAGGUCAACCAACUAAGAUGACCUGCCUUCUGAGACAAACAUUCUUCAGUGUGGUCUUCUCUCUCUGCAUCUCCUCAGUCCUGGCAAAGACUAUCAUGGUAAUCUUUGCAUUUAAAGCCACCAGUCUUAACAGUCCCCUGAGGAAAUGGUUGGGACCUACAAUCCCACGUUACAUUGUAGGACUUUGCUCUGGGCUACAGAUUGUAAUUUGUUCUGUAUGGCUUAGUAAGUCUCCCCCCUUACCAGCACUGAAUUCUCAGUUAGAAAAUCACAAGAUAAUAUUUGAGUGUAAUGAAGGAAAGAAGUUGUUUUUUUACACAACUUUGGGGUUCAUGGGUUUCUUAGCCAUGAUAAGUUUCUUUGUGGCCUUUUUGGCAAGGAACCUUCCAGGAACCUACAACGAGGCCAAACUCAUUACCUUCAGCAUGCUGGUCUUCUGCUGUGUCUGGAUCUCUUUCAUCCCUGCCUAUCUGAGCACCAGUGGAAAAUAUACAGUAGCUGUGCAGGUAUUUGCCAUCUUGGCCUCUAGCGCUGGACUUCUGAGCUGCAUCUUUCUCCCCAAAUGUUAUAUACUACUUUUGAGACCAGAUAUGAAUAGACGCGAGUGUGUUGGAACACGUUUGGAAAUUUGAGAUUGUAAUUACCGAUAUUGGCUUUGAGGCUGAGACGUUGAUGUAAAUAGUUGAACCCUUACGUUAAUGGUGUUAUAUUCCGAUACAGUCAAUCCAGUUGUGUCUAUGGUUGUAAAACAUCCAAUCAUUUCUGAUGUUUAUCUACUGGGACCCUCAGUCAUGAUCAAAAAAUGACCGCGAUGGAGGACAUGAAAGGAAUCCAAACAUGGUGGACACUACAACGUAGACCUCAUUUGUUGUGGUCAUAUUACUCUGUAAAAUUAUUUCAGAUGCCUGGUAAGAACUACUAAUGGCUGUCGUUACUGUGACCACGAGUGGUCACUCGACAGAACGGCGUGGAAUUGUGGAUAACACAGUAAACUAUGAAUGAUACCAUAGGCUGAAUGCAUAAUACCAAUAAACCAUGGGUUAAGGAGCGCCAAUAUAUCUGUGAUUUAUGGGAGUCCGGGGGGUCUCAGAAUAUGAUGCUUGAAGGUUCACAUCACAUCCACUCCCCUGAUGGACCCUUAUGUGUCAGCAUAUCAG
This is a messenger RNA of Bufo bufo (common toad), 3538 nucleotides long. Its product is annotated as extracellular calcium-sensing receptor-like. The transcript has 7 exons. Gene Ontology annotation, biological process: G protein-coupled receptor signaling pathway. The record is from RefSeq and is a predicted model, not a curated record. Bases 521 to 3013 code for a protein of 830 amino acids. Gene Ontology annotation, cellular component: membrane. Lineage: Eukaryota; Metazoa; Chordata; Amphibia; Anura; Bufonidae. Gene Ontology annotation, molecular function: G protein-coupled receptor activity.